Molecule: messenger RNA, 997 nt
Organism: Ananas comosus (pineapple)
Lineage: Eukaryota; Viridiplantae; Streptophyta; Magnoliopsida; Poales; Bromeliaceae
Product: protein SODIUM POTASSIUM ROOT DEFECTIVE 2-like
Exons: 3
Coding region: 82-741 (219 amino acids)
Molecular function (GO): metal ion binding
Source: RefSeq, a predicted model, not a curated record
CCUCCUUUUUUAGUCCCACACUACAACACUCCACUCAUCAUAGCUGCUUCCUUGUUAUCCCCCUCCUCUGAACAAAGCAAAAUGGCUUCUCUUCUCUUCAAAGACAUGAAGAGAAAGAGCUUCUCCUGUGCAUCACCUGCCGCCGCCGCUAUUUGCACGAGCAUCGAUCGAAAGUCCAUCUUUCUCCCUACAACUCGAAGCACGCCUCAUCAUCAAAGAGAUUUGCAGAAACAAAAGUCUUAUUAUCCCUCCUCCAAUAACAAACCUAAAAGCCAAAACCUCAGCUGCAGCAAGAAUCAGUCAGAAAAGCUCAUUGAUCUCAUAAGCCCCGUCGAUUCGUCUCGCCACCUACUUAGCUCUUCGCGGUACCUAUCGGACGACUCGGCCUUUAUUGAUAUAUUUCCUCAUGACUCCACUCCUGUGAGUACUUUAAUACCGAUUGAUUCGUCAAAGUUUCGAGCAAAAAGAGAGGAUGACAAAGUUAUUUUGAGAUCAUCUUCUACAAGAUCUCAAGACCAGGUUGUGGCAUUGAGGGUCUCCAUACAUUGCAAGGGCUGCGCAGGAAAGGUGAGGAAGCAUAUAUCCAAGAUGGAAGGGGUUACAUCCUUCGACAUAGACUUGGCAACGAAAAAGGUGACGGUGGCCGGAGAAGUCACGCCUUUGGGUGUUCUCAACAGCGUCUCGAAAGUAAAGCACGCGCAGUUCUGGCAAUCGCCACCGCGGGCCUCAGCUUCAUUCUAAUCAUAGUUGCGCCUCUUAAGCACCAUAAACUGUCACAUAGAUAAGAAAAAAAAAAGAAGUGAUGUUUUCUGCAAGUGAACUCUAGCUGAUCUACUUAGAAGGGCUUGAUCUUAGGAUGUCUUAAUAGAUAUGUCCUCUUUUUGAAUAUUUACUUGCUCUUUUAUGCAUGAUAUAAUCUCCAUCUGUAAGUGAAUGUAUAUCUUGUGGUAUAUUAGUAACAUCAAGCAGAAAGCGGUAAGCGGUAUGUAACAGCCAA